This is a messenger RNA of Ciona intestinalis (vase tunicate), 2013 nucleotides long. Lineage: Eukaryota; Metazoa; Chordata; Ascidiacea; Phlebobranchia; Cionidae. The record is from RefSeq and is a predicted model, not a curated record.
GAGAUCGAAAACCGUGUGGAUGAGGUUCAUGGGGAACUGAAAGAAGGUUUAUUUAACGGGUUGCUUUCAUUUGUGGAGAACGCCCACUCUGUAAAUCAUGGCAACCGGAUCCAGAUUCCCACGGCUGCGUUGGUGACCGGGGUAAACAUUCCUGAUCACUCAGAGUUGUUUAGCUCGUUGAAAAGUAAAGUUACAACGAAUGUUUCGCCCCAUGUUGUCCUGCUGCAUUCUAAGCAAUGCCUAACAAUGAAAUCAAUGAUGAAAGUUGUCAGUAGGCAGUUGAUUGCUAAAGUAGAUGACACAGAGACCCAAAGUGAGGGUGAAAAUGAAGAUGACGCAGAUUUAGAAUACAUGAAGAAAAAGUUCUCCGCAGUUACCAUGACAAUGGUUCGAAAAUGGUACGAAAAACAACUUAAACCGACCCAGUCUUCACCAAGUAAGAAGAAACAGCCAAAACUUAGCGUUAUUACCCGAAAACCAAUUGUAAUAAUAUUCCAAGACCUUGAAAUGUUCAAUCCCAACAUUUUGAUUGACUUUAUAUUAAUGUGUAGUUUUCACUCCCCAUUUUUACCGUUUGUAUUAAUACUCGGUAUCGCCACCUCAUGGCUUGACGUCUCACAACGGCUCCUCCCACAUUCUGCAUCCAUUCACCUCGCUGUGAGGAAGUUCCUCGCUCCUACUUCUUCCUCCCAUCUCGCUCUCAUUAUGGACCGUAUCCUCCUCAACUCGGAUCUUCCGUUCAAGCUCAGCGGAAGAUCAUUACAGCUUCUCUUGGAUGUUUUCCUCUGCAACGAUUUCUCGAUCUUAAACUUCCUUCACAGUUUAAGGUACUGUGUUUUAAAACAUUUCCAAAACCAGCCCGCGAGUGUUUUAUGUUCGUUGUCGCCAGACAAGCUCGCAUCGAUUGUCGCAAAACUUACGAAAAGUGAACUAAACUCUCUACGAAACGUAGCCUCAGUGAAACAGUUUAUAUCAAAUGAAUCUAACUUGAGCCUCAGCAAAGACUCAAACUUUAGGAAAGAAGUUCUUCAAUGGAUAAAAGGUUUACGGAUAUAUUUUGAAGUUUAUUUUCCUGUAUUGCGUUCCCUCCAUGCGUUAACAAUGGUAUUCACACACCACCCAAUGGGGAAACAACUACGAGAAGUUUUCUGUCUUUGCUAUAAAUCUGGCGUGGAAAAUAACGAUGGUUUUAAACAGACAUUACUACUGUUAAAAGUGACAUCAAAGGACCAAUUAAUGGAGGUUCUUCAAAGCUGUAUUAUUGCUCUUGUUGGGGGAAAAUAUUCAGAAAACGUAGACACACAAUUUCAUCCGUUAACUGCUGUUGAAAAGUUCCGAAAUUUCAUUUUAGAGUUGGAAAAUUUGAAUGAUACUGCCGCAGAAGAAGAAGGGACAGAAGAGAUUGAAAACGAGCCUUUAGAAACCGUUAAAUAUGCUUACCAACUACAGGAAAGAAUAAGGAAUAGAUCCAAGCAGAAAAAAAGGAACAAAAUGACAAAAUUUGAAAAACUGCAAGAAGCAAUUAUAAAUUAUCUCAAAGGUUUUUUUGAGUUUAAUCUCAGACCAGUGGUGGCUUUGCCUUUGCAUGAAGCAUUUUACUUUGACGAUACAAUGACAAUCAAACAACAUAAAAUGGCUGCUCCGAGGUUCGCCAUACAGAAAGCACUAUCAGAUCCCGGGCAUUACCUCAACUUACAAUCUAUAAGUGAAGACAUAGCUACACCAGAGAUGCCGGAUAUAUGUAUAGCUUAUAAACUGCACACUGAGUCAGCUAGCAUUAUAAACCUAUACGACUGGAUGACGGCCUUUCACACAAUUGUGCAUUCUAGUGAAGAAACUUGUUCAGAAAUCGACGAAAUUACCCAAGCCAGAUUUAUAAGAGCUGUGUCAGAACUUCAAUUACUUGGUUUUAUUAAACCAACGAAGCGUAAAACUGAUCACGUACAGCGGUUAACCUGGUGCCAUGGUUGAGUCUGUGAUGUCAUAAUGAACUAAUAUAGGUCAUAGUUUGUA